Messenger RNA from Hibiscus syriacus, 2019 nucleotides. Its product is annotated as pentatricopeptide repeat-containing protein At3g02650, mitochondrial-like. Gene Ontology annotation, molecular function: protein binding. NCBI's taxonomy places the organism in Eukaryota, Viridiplantae, Streptophyta, Magnoliopsida, Malvales, Malvaceae. The record is from RefSeq and is a predicted model, not a curated record.
UUAUUCAGACUUUACUUACAGUGUUUGGGAGUUAGCAGAGCAAACGAUGUGGAGAUCAAUGGCGGCGAGGUCCACGCAGUUGGUAGCACGGGGAUUACGUGCUUCCCAAACGAACCAGGUUCUAUCUGAAACUCGUAAACCUUUCAAUUCCUUCCCUAAAACAUCACUCUCUCCAUUCCAUCGUUUUUUCUCCCAUUCAUCUGCCAAUCCAAGUGAUGAAUCGCGGGAUCCCGAGUUGAAUUUUAUUGCUGGGAUUGAAACUAACGCCGCCCAAGUUCCCUCUUUUGACGGUCUCGCCGGUGAUGAGACCCAGAUAGACAGUUUUGUCCCUGGAGAUUCCAAAAACGACAUGGAAGAAGAAACCCACGAUUAUGAGCUUGAUGCUAACAAGUUAGAAAAUGUGUUGUCUUUGUUGCAAAGUAAAGUUGAUGGGUCUUUGGAGCCUAGUCUUAAUGCUAUUGUUUUGGAUUUGCAUGAAGAUUUUGUUGUCAAAGUUCUUCAGACUCCAUAUAUUUUGGGUGAGAAUUUGUUAAGGUUUUUCAAAUGGGUAACGAGUAAACCUGGGUUUAAAGUGACUACCUCUGUUGUUGAGUCCCUUGUUAAGGUUAUUUGCAGUGAUGUUAAAAUGAAGAAUGCCUAUGAUUUAUGGGAUUUGGUUAAGGACAUUGGGGAGAAAGAUACUGAGUUGACAGUUGAUGUUCUUAAUGAGUUGAUUGCUCUGUUUUCCAAGUUGGGUAAAGGAAAGGCAGCUGUGGAGGUGUUUGAUAAAUUCUCGGAUUUCGGGUGUAUCCCGAAUGAGGAAACUUAUUAUUUCACCAUUGAAGCUCUGUGUCGACGGUCUUUUUAUGAUUGGGCUUGGUCUGUAUGUGAAAAGAUGCUUGAUGCAGGGAGCUUACCUGAUGAUGAACGAUUGGGAAAGAUUAUAUCUUGGUUUUGUAAAGGGGGUAAGGCUAAGGAAGCUCACGUUGUUUAUUCGUCGGCUGAGGGGAAAAACAAGAAUCUUCCUCGGUCUUCUGUUAAUUUCUUGAUCAGUUCACUCUGUAAGAAGGAUGAAACAGUGAAGUUAGCUUUGGAGAUGUUGGACGGCUUCUCCGGAGAACCAAGAAAAUAUGCAAUCAAGCCAUUCUCAACUGUUGUUCGUGGUCUGUGUAGGAUGAAGGAUGUUGAUGAAGCGAAAAAGGUUCUUCUGAAGAUGAUUGAACAGCGCCCACCUCCUGGAAAUGCAGUUUUUAAUUCAGUUGUUGGUGGCUACUCGAAGGUUGGAGGUAUGGACAAAGCAAAGGAGGUGAUGAAAUUGAUGGAGGAUAGGGGUUUGAAACCUGAUGUUUACGCCUACACUGUUGUGAUGAGUGGUUAUGCAAAAAGUGGCCAAAUGGAUCAAGCUGGCGAAGUAUUAUCGGAAGCCAAGAAAAAGCAUAUGAAGCUGACUCCAGUGACUUAUCACACUCUAAUUCGUGGAUACUGCAAACUUGAACGGUUUGAUGAGGCAUUGAAGCUGUUGGCUGAAAUGAAAGAUUUUGGGGUCCAACCUAAUGUUGACGAAUACAAUAAACUGAUACAGUCUCUUUGCUUAAAGGUCUUGGAUUGGCAAACAGCCGAGAAGCUACUCAAUGAAAUGAAGGAGAACGGCUUAUACCUCAACGGAAUCACCCGAAGUCUUAUAACGGCAGUUAAGGAGCUGGAGGCAGAGGGAAUGAACAGCUUGGAAGCAAGUACUACUAAAGUUUAAAAUCUUCGCUGAUUUUAGGAAAUGGAUAUCACAUGCUGAGGUUCAACCCUAAAUUUUGUAGCCUCCCCUCCCUUAUUGGCAUUAGAUGAAAAGGUGAGGCCAGUGUUUGUUUUCUUUGUUGUCAUAUAUUUACAUGAAUCAACUGAGACCAUGUGUGUGUGUUUUAGAAGUUUCUAGGGAUGCAUUUUUGGGUACUUUAUGCAUUUAAAUUUGGAACACAACCUUCCUUGUAGAAUUGGUUUUUGUUUCUUUGCAAGUGAUUAAGGAUCUGUUCAACAUGUGUCGAUUUA